This is a messenger RNA of Gambusia affinis (western mosquitofish), 3636 nucleotides long. RefSeq names its product bone morphogenetic protein receptor, type IBb (gene bmpr1bb). Gene Ontology annotation, biological process: dorsal/ventral pattern formation; cellular response to growth factor stimulus; BMP signaling pathway. Gene Ontology annotation, molecular function: ATP binding; transforming growth factor beta receptor activity, type I; SMAD binding. Bases 617 to 2236 code for a protein of 539 amino acids. Gene Ontology annotation, cellular component: plasma membrane; signaling receptor complex. Lineage: Eukaryota; Metazoa; Chordata; Actinopteri; Cyprinodontiformes; Poeciliidae. The record is from RefSeq and is a predicted model, not a curated record. The transcript has 14 exons.
UCACGUGAGCCGAGUUUGCGAACGCGCACUACUUCAAGACGCGUGCGCGUGCGGGCAGAGGGUAAAGACACGAGAUAUCUAACCCGUGGUAUCCAACACUUGGAAAACUCUGUUGCGAGACAGAAAAGCAUGCGCAAUUGAAAGGAAACCGAGGCGGACGUCUAGUCGAAGAGAAGCUGACUGAGCGGAAUUUUAAGCAAAGAGGAGAAGGUACAACAGAGGGCAUUUAGAGCCAUAGCUGUGACACAUCCAGCUAAUGUUGAUGCUUUGCGUUUUACACUCUGCAGACAAAGGAAGUGAUUAAGAGAAUACAGUUGAGCACCGGAAGGGGGGUCUUGAACUUUUGACACACACAAAUGGAGCCCCUCUGCAGCUUGCCAGACUCUGCGUAAUGUUCUCCACAUUGGCUUAUGCGCGAGUUCAGCUGUCAGUGUGGAGGAUUGCUGCAGGCUGCAAGGCAACUGUGAGAAGUUCCUGGGAGCUCUGAGAAGUAGACUGGGAGUCACUCGCAGAGAAGGAGAGGACUCCAACCCUUUCACAUAGAGGAUAAAAAAGGGAGACCUUCUUGAGCAGGAGGCAGCACCUCUGGGAUUGGAAGGAAGCCGGAGCUGGCAGGAUGGUUGUGGUGGCGUGGCUGUCUGCAGAGUGGGCCUGGCAAGCUGUUGUUCUGGUGGCUGGACUUGCAUCUCUGAGCUGUGGUUCUGACGCCAACCUUUUGGACACAAUGCUACUGAGGAGUGGAUGGAGGGAGGAAUCGGACGGGCCAUCGGAGGACAGCAGCAGCACCGCCACAGUUUCAGCUGAGAACACACUGCGGUGCCACUGCUACCCUCAGUGCCCCGAUGGAUCCGUCAACAACACCUGCAUGACCAAUGGUUUCUGCUUCACCAUGGUUAUGGAAGAGGAGGGGGGUCAUGUUGUGUUGAGCAGAGGUUGUUUGGCGCUGAGUGGCUCUGAAUUUCAGUGCAGAGACACUGGGAGUGCACGCUCCUGGAGAGUUCUUGAGUGUUGCACGGAUCAUGACUACUGCAACAGAAAACUACGUCCAACGCUUCCUCCGAUCAUCACAUCAGAAUACGUAGACAGCAGCAUCCAGUACAUUGCCCUGUUCAUUUCAGUGGCAGUUUGCAGCAUCUUUUGUGUCGUUCUCAUCCUCUGCUAUUUCAGAUACAAGCGACAGGCAUCGCGGCCGCCCUACAGUAUCGACCUGGAGCAGGAUGAGACAUACAUUCCUCCCGGGGAGACUCUGAAGGAUCUGAUAGAGCACUCCCGCAGCGCCGGCUCCGGGUCUGGAUCAGGACUCCCUCUGCUGGUUCAGCGGACCAUUGCCAAGCAGAUUCAGAUGGUUAAACAGAUCGGAAAAGGCCGAUAUGGAGAAGUGUGGAUGGGCAAAUGGAGAGGGGAGAGAGUGGCUGUCAAAGUCUUCUUCACAACUGAGGAGGAGAGCUGGUUCAGAGAAACAGAAAUUUAUCAGACUUUCCUGAUGAGGCAUGACAACAUACUGGGAUUCAUCGCAGCUGACAUUAAAGGAACCGGCUCGUGGACUCAGCUGUACCUGAUUACAGACUACCAUGAGAACGGAUCCCUGUACGACUACCUCAAGUCCAACACCUUAGAUGUCAGCGCUCUGCUGAAACUGGCUUAUUCCUCCAUCUCAGGCCUUUGCCACCUGCACACAGAGAUCUAUGGCACACAGGGCAAACCUGCUAUAGCGCACCGAGAUCUAAAGAGCAAAAACAUCCUAGUGAAAAAGAACGGCUUCUGCUGUAUCGCCGACCUGGGACUUGCUGUCAAGUUUAACAGUGACACCAAUGAGGUAGACAUCCCUCCUAACCUACGAGUUGGGACCAAGCGCUACAUGCCACCUGAAGUGCUGGACGAGACCCUGAACAUAACCACCUUCCAGUCCUUCAUCAUGGCUGACAUGUACAGUUUUGGUCUCAUUCUUUGGGAAGUGGCACGGCGAUGCACCUCUGGAGGUGUUGUUGAAGAACAUCAGCUGCCCUAUCAUGACCUCGUGCCCACUGACCCUUCAUAUGAAGACAUGAGGGAGGUAGUCUGCAUUAAGAAGCAAAGACCUUCGAUUGCAAAUCACUGGAGCAGCAAUGAGUGUCUACGGCAGAUGGGGAAACUGAUGUCAGAGUGCUGGGCUCACAACCCGGCUUGUCGCCUCACAGCCCUCCGGGUGAAGAAGACCCUUGCGAAGAUGUUAGAGUCCCAAGACAUCAAACUGUGACAGAGAAUCAGGGAGAUGUUUUCUUCUCACCUACAGACUUGUCACUGCCACUGGCACAGACCUCUUAAAAUGACCAAUCGAAGAAAGGGAAAAUAAGAGACUGUGAAUGUUUGGAUAAAAGACACUGGCAUGCAGGAUAGGCGAUAAUGGAGCCAGGAAGAAUGUCAAGAAAAAGAUUUAGCAGACAUCUGUCCUCAGAUUGUAAGAGAUCAGAUUGUGCUUUCUGUGAAAGCGGAGUGUUUGCCCGGCCAAAGACUGUCCGUGUAGGGAGCGGCCCAGCAGGUUCCAGUGAGGAUGCUGCUGCUGCAACCUCCUUCCUGAAGCCAUACAGCAUUAUUCUGAACAGUCUUUUGUGCUGUCACAACUUUCCUUUAUGUGUUUGAAUGAUUUUUAUUUCCAUGAGCUUUGUGAGACUCGUUGCAUGGAGAGUUCACGCUCAACAUGAUGGUAACUUCAGCCUAAUAAUUCUAAGACAAGUGACCUCAUAGUCAAAAAAGUAUUGAAUAUAUAUAUUUUAUUUUGUAAUUUUGUUCCUUAUAAUGUAUUUUUUAAGUUUAUUUUGUUUCAAAAUUAAACUAAGAUCUUCUGAACUUUCCAAGCCGAGUCUGUCAUCUUUGUAUCAUUUUUAAAUUACAGUCAAUUUUUACAAAGUUCGUCUGAACCUAACCAAAACAUAGAGGUUUCUUUCCAGAACUUCAAAAUGUCUUUUAGGUAUUUUCCCUAAAGCAUUAAUUAUUUUAAAAAAUUUCCACCUACUUUCCUAAAAUGUAGCUGAAAAUAUAUUUACUAAUUCCUGGAGAUGAGCCAGAAAUGUCUUGGUGACUUUGACUGAGGUAUGUUUUGAAUUUGCAAGGUAAGAAAAGGUAUGUGGAUACAAUUUACAAUUGUAUACAAUCUAUACAAUUAUAGAUACAAUUUGUAUUUGUUCUGUUUUGUGCCUUUUGUGGACAUCUGGAGACUUGACAAGGUAGGUUUUGAAAAUCAGUUGUCUUUUACGUGUUUCUGUUGAAAUUUUUGGUUUGGCUAAAAUGAAAUUAACCAAUCAGACAUACGCAGCUAGUCUCUUGUCUCCCUUUUAGCACAACUAAUUGUGUUCAAAAAUCAUACUGACUGAGGACAGAGAAUGUUUUUGGGUUCCCCGAUGCCUGAAUGUCCAUUUUUUUAAAAUUAUUUGCCUCAUGGUUAUCAUUGUUUUGUUACUUCUCAUCUGCCCUUGGGAUAUGUCUUUACCGCAGCCUGAUUGGUUGCUGUGAAUUUAACUGACCACUCAGAAGAGAGUCUGAUUUAUUGUUUUUUGGUUUUUUUUACCUUGUCUCUGCUUCUUUUAGCUGAUGCCUUGGUGUGCUUCCUUUGGUAUAAAGCUGUUUAUGUAAAAAUAAAAAAAUAAUCAAACUUGCCAG